GAAAAUUCCAUCAACGGCAAUUAAUACAAGUGAAGCAAUGGAAAAUGUAUGGAAGUUCACAUUUUCAAUAAAGUUCCAAACAAAGCGGUUGAAACUAGAAAUGUUCUUAUCUAUUUCGCCGCUAAACAGAUUGCGGCCAAUUAUGAGCGAAUGGUUUGUGUCUGAAUAAUUUGAUAGAGUGCGCCACAUGUUGUGCCAUAUUUCAAAUGACAUUCCAUUAGAAUGGCCAAAUAGUGAAAAGUUGUCAAUAAACAAAAUCAAAACAAAAUCAUGUAUUACUACUAGCCAAAUUCGGAUUUAAAAGUCAACUUGGUUUUCUUUUUAGUGUCGAGUCAUUUAGAAUAAGUUCAAGGAUUUGACUGUUGUUUUAUUUUUAUACAUUGUUUUAAACAAUAUGAGUGACAAAGAUAAGCCAUGGACUGCGGAUGAUAUUCGAAGGAAUGCGCCGAAUUGGUCGUUACAAUGUGAUGGAAAACUGUUGGAAUAUAUGAAAAAUGUGUCAAAGACAAUCGAAGAGCGGGGGAAUCGUUCGACCCACAAUAUGCAUAGCUCAAUGUUGGAACUUGACCGUACCAAAAUCGCCUUAGAAAAUGCAACCAAUCAGCUGAUGGCAUUGCAACACAAACAGUUUAUCGAGAAUCGAGUAUACGACGACGAUGAAACCCUAGCAAAUGUCGACAGUGUUCCGACUACUAAUCCAAAUCAAAUCGAACAGCCAAAGAUGUCAGUGACCGAAGCACUCCAAAAUGCCAUCACCACUGGAAUGGAAAUGGUUGAUCAGUACUUCGAUAAAGUGACAAUUGAGCUGAGCGACUCAGAAGAUGAAGGCGAAGAAGUACAAAAGAGCGUCAUUUUCCGGCCAAAGAAUCUAUAUGACCAUCGUCCACUGCCUUAUUUAAUCGGAUCUAAAGAGUGGCAUGAGAAAUGGCACAUCGGGCUGAUUGAUGAAGACAGCGAUGGUUCGGGCAAUGAGAAUGUCGACGAUGAAGUCUCAAUAUCGCCAUCAUCGUCAUCGUCACAAGGCGUAUCGAUAUCGAGUAAUGUUCCAGUGUCAUUGUCAGAGUCAGAGAAUCCAACAGGUGCCGCCUUGUUCAGAAAACCAGAAACGCAAGAUUUAUUCCAAAGUUCAUCGGAGGAGAACAUAUCAAAGUUGUCACAUGAAGAGAAUAAUCCAACAUUCCGUAAAAGAAGUGUCGAUGUGUCGAAAACCGAACCAAAUGUGAAACCAACCGAUUCAAGGGAAGUGAAUACGAGUAAUUCAAUAUUUAGACAGCAAAAGGCACCGAAUGUGUCGCACGUAAUACCAACAUUAAUCGAUUCCGAUCCACCUGAACUUGAUGACAUACCAAGCACAAGAACGGUGCACAAGCCAGCGAAUCUCUUUUUGGAUGACGAAAAUGAUCCGGAUGAUUUUAAUAUUUUCGAAAACAAGACAACCAAAGCUGUGAAACAAGCGAGUGGCCAAAGUGAAAAUAUGCAAACGACUACGUCGACGGCCGACCAGAUCAAGUCAAUCAACUUAUUUGCUGACGAUGAAGAUGAUAAUUUUGAUAGUUUUUUGCCAGCUAAACCCAAGAGCACCGCUUCGGUCGAUUCCGUCAAGUCACCGCAAAAAAUCACAAACCUUUUCGAUGAUGAUUUCGACGAUGACCUAUUUUUGCAACCAUCGGAACCAGUGCCAAAGCCAGCGGCUCCUACAACAAUUUUCUCGAACCCGGCUCCCAAAAAAGAUGUAUUCUUAAGUAAUUUAUUCAAUGAUGAACCGCCAGAUGAUGAUUUUGACACAACAACACCAGAAAAAGUGGUAAAGCCGCAAUCGACAAGUGCAAACGGCGCGAGUAAGAAGCCAGAAGUAGUUGCUAGUCCUGAAAAAGCGAAAGUAGCUGCAGCUACGGUCGAAUCGAAAAAGCCGACCGAAUUGUUCAGUAACAAGCUCGAUUUGUUUGAUGAUGAUGAAGACGAUGAUGCGUUUGAGAAACUCAUUUCCUCCACUAAAAAUAGGAAUUCAAUUGAAAAGAAAGAAGUCCUCUUUGAAGCCGCCAAACCAAUCGAUGGAAAAGAAGAAGAAAAAAAGGUGCCUGCAGUGCAAUCAAACAACAAAUUGGGUUUUUUCAAUCCAGGAAAUUUGUUCUCGGAUACACCACCGAGCGACGACGACGAUGAACAACUAUUCGCGAAAGUGUCGUCUCCAAAACAUGAUGUCAAAAAAAAGCCCACGGAGAGUUUGAAGCAAAAAACUGAAUUUUACAAUGAUUUUUCGGACACGGUUACAGUACCAGAAGUAUUCACUAACGCAAUGCAAUCAAAAACUGAAUCGCCAUCGGAUGAGAAGGCGGUUAGCAGUGCAUCAGAGAAAUCUGUAAGCCGUGAACCUGAGAAAUGGUCAAGUGUUGAGUCGAAGACCACAGAUAGCAGUAAAACUGAUGGAAAACGGUCUGAUUUCCUAAAAAAACUCGAUGCAUUUUCCAAUCACAGCUCGAAUGUUGAUAAGACCGAAACGGCACCGAAUCCAAAAACAAUACAACCGAAAAAAUUGAACAUUGGAAAUAUCGAUAUAAAUGUUGCCGCUUUAUUACCAGGUGCCAAACUCGCGAAACCGACCGAACGAAGCGAUAGUAAAGAGAGUACGGAUGAGGUCAGCGAUGAUGUGCCAGCUAAAACAACUACAAUAAGCAAAGUCCUGAGUGAGGAUAAUGUUGAUGAUUCGGGACGAUUAACGAAUUUGAAUCGCAAUCGUGUGAAGAACUUUUCGCGACGUCCAUCGACUCGAGCCGGUCGACGGCAACAGUAUCAAAAAUCACUUCAGAGUGAAGAACACACCGACGAAUUAUCUGAUCAACCGGCCGCUAGAAGCGUUGAUACGAUUUCAAUAGCUCAAGAUCCACAAAUUUCAGAAACAGUUCCAGAAGGCAAAAAUAAAGUCGAUAAAAUUCCACCAAAUCCGUCUAAAAUCGAACAGAAAGCACCAAAAACGGAGCAAAAAUCCCCAAAAAUUGAACCAAAACCGAAAAUUGAGAAAAGCCUAGAGGAAAUUGAGCAAAAAUUACCUAAAUUUGAACCAAAAUCUCUUACGAAAGAAGUAAUCUUUGACGAUGAGUUAUUUGAAACCGAUUUGCCACCUGAAGAUGUCGCGAUAACACCAAAAAAUACGGAAAAUACUGAAAAAUCCCAAAUAUCCAUUGACCCACAGCCUUUGGAACCAACGAAAAGUCCGGAAAUUGUAGAAACAACCGAACAAUCAAAUGUGAAUGACAAUAAAAAGAAAAAUCUAUUUUCGUUCCUCGAUGAUCAAGAAGAUGAAGACGAUGAUUUCUUGGAGGUGCAGCCCAAAAUACCAGUCCAACCCGAGCCAGUUGCUAAGAGUGAGGUGACGGUCAAAGCCACUCCAGCUUACAUUGAUGAAUUGCCACCAGAACUCGAUUUAGUCGAUGAAAAAAUCAAAACUGCGGGAACUUCAACUUUCUUAUCGGAAAAUGCACUCAGCUUGUUUGGUGAGGAUGAUGAAGACGAUUUUGACAGUGGUGCAAUAUUCACUUCCGGAAAAUCAACCAAUCCACCAGCUCUUCCGAAUGAUAUCACAGAAGUGGAAGAUGAUUGGUCUCCAUAUCCACCACUAAACUUAAAUCCGUCAGCCACGUCACCGGGUUCAAGUGAGAAGAAGCCCUCAUUCGGUAAUGUUUCAAGCCUAUUCGAUGACAACUCCGAUAAUGAUGCACUUUUCGGUGGUCCAACAACGCCAGUUUCAUCAAAAGUUGAGCCAAAAGAACAAAAACCACAACCAAAAAGUACGCCAUCUGCAAGUGCAGUCACUAAAUCAAGUCUUUUUGGAGACGACGACGACGACGAUGAUCUAUUUGGUGAGCCACCUCCAUUACCGGAGCCGGUAAAACAAAUGCAACCAAAGAAAUUGGCCUCGAAAAUAUUCAGUUCAGACUCUUCGGAUGAUGAAUUGUUUGGCGGCGGAAAAUCAAGCAAGAAAAAUCCACCAAAAUUGAAUUCAGGUACGACUGCGACGAUUUCGAAGGUGGGCAAAGAUAAAGCGAGUGAAAAAUUGUUUAGCGAUUCAGAAGAUGAUGAUUUAUUUGGCACGAAAUCAAAGCCAAAAGAUACUGCCAAUAAAAAAGUGCUGGCCACUUCAACAUCAAAGACAGUGACAGCCAAAGAGGAUGCCCAAAAAACCGUUAAAACUUUAUCGCCAAGCGCCGUUGACAAUGACCCUUUGGCCGAUUUGUUGAAGUAGAUGCAGCAGUGUGAGUGUCACCACACUCAUAAAGUGUCGUUGUAUCUUGACUAUAUUAUGUGCCUUUCCCCCUCUUCCCUCAAGAAAAAAGACCUAUAAUUGAACAAAAUUCUAUGAAGAAUCAAAAAUAAAACAUCCAAUUGUUAAGUUUUCUACACAA
Sitodiplosis mosellana (orange wheat blossom midge) is the source of this 4400-nucleotide messenger RNA. RefSeq names its product WASH complex subunit 2 (gene FAM21). Bases 395 to 4240 code for a protein of 1281 amino acids. The record is from RefSeq and is a predicted model, not a curated record. The transcript is spliced from 8 exons. Lineage: Eukaryota; Metazoa; Arthropoda; Insecta; Diptera; Cecidomyiidae.